AUGGAAGAAAAUUUAACGAUGAAUGAUAAUCGUCAUCAUGAUAAUAGUUAUGUAUCAACAUGUACUAUACGUGGUGCACCUAUUGUAAGUUUAAUUACGGAUGGCAAAGAACGUUUAUGUUUGGCGCAAAUAUCAAAUGAUUUAUUAAAAGAUUUUAGUUAUAAUGAAAUACAUAAUCGACGUGUUGCAUUAGGUAUAACUUGUGUUCAAUGUACACCUGUUCAGUUAGAAUUACUUCGACGAGCAGGUGCUAUGCCAAGUUCAUCUCGACGUUGUGGUAUGAUAACUCGUCGUGAAGCUGAACGUUUAGUUAAUUCAUUUCUUGAAUCAACCAAACCAUUAAAUUUACCGGAAAAUUUUGUUUUUGAAGUUUAUCAUCAUUGCGCAUGGGGAUGUCGUGGUUUAUUUAUACCAAUAAGAUACAAUAGUUCACGAGCAAAAUGUAUCAGAUGUUCAUUUUGCGACAGUUUUCUUUCACCAAAUAAAUUUAUAUUUCAUUCUCAUCGUUUACCCAAUGUAUCUUAUGUACAACCGGAUAGUCCAAAUUUUAAUGCAUGGCGUCGUCAUUUACGUUUACAUAAUCCAACACAUAGUGAAGAUUUACGAGAUGCAUGGGAAGAUGUUAAAGCUAUGUUUAAUGGUGGAAAUAGAAAACGAACAGCAUCAGCAACAGGAAUUUCUUCUCAUAAUUCGAAAUUAUCAAAAACGAAUAAUAAUAAUAAUAAUAAUACUACAGAUGAAAGUAAUGAGCAAGUCAAUGAAGAUAAUGAUGAAGAUAGAGAAGGAGAUGACUAUGAUGAUAUUGACAAAAUUGAAGAUAAAAAAGAAGUAGAAGAAGAAGAAGAAGAGGAAGAAAAAAUAAUUGUACCGACUCCACCACCAGCAAAAAUAUCAAAAACAAGAACAAAAGAAAAAAAAUUACCAACUCAUAAUGUUGUUUCAUCAACAACAGCUGAUGAACAAUUACCUGAUAUGAACAUGUUUCUUCCUCCUCCACCUCCUUUAUUAUCAGCUCCACCAUCAACGAAUUAUUUUCCUUUUCCUCCACCAUUAUCAUCAUCAAAUCCAUUAUCUCUUGUAACUCUUAAUUCAACAGAUUGGUUACAAUUUUUUCGUUCACCAUUAUUUGUUCCAAGUUCAUUUCGUUUACCAAUAUCAACGAUGCCAAGACGAUUUCCAUUUGAUAUUACUCAUCAAAAUCCAUCAAUUAUUGGUAGUAGUUCACAUUCAGCUUUUAAACCACCAAUUCCAAAACAUGACUAA
Molecule: messenger RNA, 1263 nt
Organism: Adineta steineri
Lineage: Eukaryota; Metazoa; Rotifera; Eurotatoria; Adinetida; Adinetidae
Source: the annotation of a GenBank genome assembly